AUGUCCUCAUCACAGACUUCUCCAUCCUCACCCAUCCUCUCCCUCCCCGGCGAAAUCCGCAACCAAAUCUGGCGAUCCCUCGUCCUCUCCCCAGUCCCCCUCAGCGUAGCCCCCUUCUGCCAAACCAACAUCAGCUCUCGUCUGCAACAACCCGCCCUAGCAUUCGUCAACAAACAAGUCCGCUCCGAAGCACUCGGCAUCUACUAUUCCGAAAACACAUGGUUCCUGGGGAAAAUCGGCUACCACGCCAUCCCCAACGACAUCAAAUUAUACGAUUUCCAUCUCCGGCUCAGCCGCUGGCGCACCUUGCUCGGGCCCACCAACACCAGAUGCUUGGCGAAAUUAAGCUUGGGUAUCGAUGGAAGAUGUUAUGCGUGGAGUGACGACGGGGGGAUUUCCGAGGAUGCCACAUAUGAAAUGCGCGUGGUAGGGGAAGGGGUGUUGAAGUUUGAGCGGAAUGGGAAACCGAGAUGUCUGUGUCGAUUGAAGGAAGGGGUAGAGAGGGAGGCGACAAGGGAUGGGGCGGUGUUGUUGGAGGUGGUGAAGGAGUAUAGUGCGAGUUAUUGUGAGACGGUGCAUGAGGGAGAGUGUGACGGGUGUGGGAAGAGUCGGUUGGAGAAGUUUGGGAAGAGUGAGGUUACGCAUUUGCCUCUGUGGGAGGAUAUUGUGACCUGUUAG
This is a messenger RNA of Sphaerulina musiva SO2202, 678 nucleotides long. RefSeq lists its product as uncharacterized. The coding region runs from base 1 to 678 and encodes 225 amino acids. The transcript has a single exon. The record is from RefSeq and is a predicted model, not a curated record. Lineage: Eukaryota; Fungi; Ascomycota; Dothideomycetes; Mycosphaerellales; Mycosphaerellaceae.